GUAUAUAUACGCCACACAGCCACAAUCCCCAGCCCAGGAGGGUUCUGGUCCAGCGCUGAAGAAGCGGAAAACCCCAGGCGCCCAACGACCUUCCUUCCGUCGAAACCAUCCGACUCCUCCCUCGUCUUCCUGCUCGCCGAGGCUCAGCUCAGGAUAAACCAUGGGUGGCGUUUUAGGUUUAGUGCAGGUUGAUCAGUCAACUGUAGCUAUCAAAGAAACUUUUGGGAAGUUUAAUGAGGUCCUGGAGCCUGGUUGCCACUUCUUGCCUUGGUGCAUAGGGCAACGGAUUGUUGGUUACCUCUCACUGCGCGUGAAACAGCUAGACGUCCGAUGUGAAACCAAAACAAAGGAUAAUGUCUUUGUGACUGUUGUUGCUUCUGUCCAAUACCGUGCCCUUGUUGAUAAGGCAUCUGAUGCCUUCUACAAACUGAGCAACACAAAGCAACAAAUCCAGUCGUACGUCUUUGAUGUUAUUAGAGCCACUGUCCCAAAGCUGGAGCUGGACGAUGCAUUUGUGCAAAAAGAUGACAUUGCAAAAGCUGUUGAAGAGGAGCUUGAAAAGGCGAUGUCUAUGUAUGGGUAUGAGAUUGUGCAAACUCUGAUAGUUGACAUUGAGCCUGAUGUGCAUGUCAAGAGGGCAAUGAAUGAGAUCAAUGCAGCUUCAAGGAUGAGGUCUGCAGCCAAUGACAAAGCGGAGGCUGAAAAGAUUCUUCAGAUUAAAAGAGCAGAAGGAGAAGCCGAGUCAAAGUACUUGGCUGGUGUGGGCAUUGCAAGGCAGCGUCAGGCUAUCGUGGAUGGUCUGAGAGACAGCGUCCUCGCCUUCUCUGAGAACGUCCCUGGCACCACUGCAAAGGACAUCAUGGACAUGGUUCUGGUCACCCAGUACUUCGACACCAUGAAAGAGAUUGGGGCCUCAUCCAAGUCUUCUUCGGUGUUCAUCCCCCAUGGUCCUGGAGCCGUCAAGGAUGUCGCAUCGCAGAUCAGAGAUGGGCUCCUCCAGGCCAACACUCUCUAAGAGGAGGACCAUGGAAAAGGAUAGCUUCUGUUUUGCAAGAGUUGUGAAGUUCUUCAUCAUUCACCAUUACGCUAAGAACAUAUUUUAUGCGACAGAUAUUUGGCAAGGUCGUGAGUAAUUUAUCUACGUGUGUGAACUAGUACGUUAAGUUGUGAAUUUUACAUGGUGUGAACUACUACUACCUAGAUAAUCAGACUUGCAUGGAGUGGGUUUCUGUAAGAAAAGUUUAGCCAGAUUCCUGAAUGGUACUUGUUGCUGCUUGCAAGUGAGCCUGGAUGUUUACCAGGCUUAUCUUAAUUAUUAUUUGGUGACACUCCA
Molecule: messenger RNA, 1333 nt
Organism: Triticum aestivum (bread wheat)
Lineage: Eukaryota; Viridiplantae; Streptophyta; Magnoliopsida; Poales; Poaceae
Product: hypersensitive-induced response protein-like protein 2
Exons: 6
Coding region: 161-1015 (284 amino acids)
Cellular component (GO): mitochondrion
Source: RefSeq, a predicted model, not a curated record